Messenger RNA from Trichomonas vaginalis G3, 1323 nucleotides. RefSeq names its product phage tail repeat-like family. The transcript has a single exon. Lineage: Eukaryota; Parabasalia; Trichomonadida; Trichomonadidae. The record is from RefSeq and is a predicted model, not a curated record. The coding region runs from base 1 to 1323 and encodes 440 amino acids.
AUGUCAAAUGAAACAGCGUCUAUGAGAGAAAUACAACACAACCGACAACUCAUUAUACAAGCUCUAAAUAAGAACACAACAAACUUUUCAAACUAUUCUAAGAUAUCUGAGUCAUUGAAAGAAGGAAACUUAAAACUGACAUUAAACCCAAUGACAGAUGAGUUUCUAUUUCAAGACAAGAAGAACAAUACUGUCUGUAUAAAUCCAACAAAAGGAACUUUAAACGAGAAACCUAUAUCUGAACUUCUUUUGAAAGCAGAUGUUGACAACAAAGCUGACAAAGAAUAUGUAGACGAUGCAAUAGCAAAAGAAGAAGAAAGAGCUAACAAAGCUUAUGCAACAAAAGAACAUACUCAUCCUGAACUAGCAGACAAAAAAUAUGUUGACAAUAAAAUGUCAAGUGAAGUGACAAGAGCUGAAAACGAAUAUUCUAAAAAGACUCAUACACAUUCUAUAUCUGAAAUAACAGACUUAAACGUUAGCCUUGAAAAGAAAGCAGAUAAGGAAUGGGUGGCUAGUAAGUUAGAGAAGAAAGCAGAUAAGGAAUAUGUGGAUGAAAAAGAUAACGAAAUGAAAGAAAGGGUUGACUGGUACCAUGAAUGGACAUCGAAGAUUUUAAAAAGUAAAGCCGAUACAGGAUGGGUUUCAGGAUGUUUAGACCUUAAAGCGGAUAAAACAUAUGUUAACGAUGAGUUAGAGAAGAAAGCAAAUAAGACUCAUACACAUACAAGUUUUACAACUUUUACAGCAGAUGAUAUUACACUAAACACAACCUUGCCAAGUAAAGCUCCAACAAUACCACCGGCAACAAGUCUUGUAGAUACUUUGAUAUCUAAUGACAAUAGUAUUAUACAUCUAAGACAGGAACUCAAUGUGCUUAAACAAAUUUUGCCGAAUCUUAUUUACCCGGUUGGCUCUAUUUAUACGUCAAUGAACUCUACCAGACCAGAAGUAGUACUUGGUUUUGGAACUUGGACUCAAAUAGUCGACAGGUUUUUGUAUUGUGCAAACUCUUCAAAGGAAACAGGUGGAAGUAAAACGAUUUCAGGUGCAAAUUUACCUGCGCACAGUCACUACGUAAGUUUAACUACAUCUCGAGAAGGUGGGCAUAGGCAUAAAUAUUGGGAUUGGACAGGAAUGACAAAAGGUAAAGGAUAUGAUGUUAAAGACAACGUUCAGUUUGCUAUAAAUUGUUACUUGGAUAACACUGAGGUAGGAGGAGACCAUACACAUUUCGUUUCAGGGUAUACGCAAACAACCGGACAAAGUAAAGACUACAUGCCACCUUACAUGACAGUUUACGCAUGGUAUAGAAUUGCUUAG